Messenger RNA from Sinocyclocheilus grahami, 1441 nucleotides. RefSeq names its product zinc finger and SCAN domain-containing protein 5A-like. Gene Ontology annotation, biological process: regulation of gene expression. The transcript has 8 exons. NCBI's taxonomy places the organism in Eukaryota, Metazoa, Chordata, Actinopteri, Cypriniformes, Cyprinidae. The record is from RefSeq and is a predicted model, not a curated record. Gene Ontology annotation, cellular component: nucleus. The coding region runs from base 92 to 1441 and encodes 449 amino acids.
UAGACCCGUAUGCAUACUCAUUUGGAAGGGUUUAUUGUAUGGACUGAUUCACUGUUAUUAAAGGAGCUUAAUCUAAACAGAUUACAGCGCAAUGGCAAAUAUGAUAACGUUUCAGACGCAAAUCGCUUCAGUUAUGGAAGUACUCGCAAACGCCGCUGUGGCCGAAAUCUGCAAACUUGUUGAGGAAAGCUAUAGCGAAUUACAGCUUGAAAUAUCUCAAACACAAAAGGACAAUAACCUCCUUAAAAAGAAAUUGAAAGUGUUAGAAAUCCGAGAUUCGUUUUAUAGAAGAGCACACAAACUAAGAAACGAAUCAACUGCCUUGACAAAAACAGAAGUUCACGCAAAAGCAUCAGGGCGAAUUAGUGUGAAACUUGCUUCUCUGUGUAAUGAGGGUAGGACUGAAGAUGAAGCUCGCUCCGGUAAAGUCUCGCAUCUUCAACACGAAAGGCUAGACCAGUCUGUAGGGGAUAACGAACCAGAUGUUCUUCUUAUUAAAGAAGAGAGACCUGGCAAUGUGAGGUGUGAACACUCGGAAAGAGAAACAGAGACUGCUGAAAACCGUAAAGACGACAACCAGUACAGGAGUGCUAGAGUCUUUGUAACAGUCCACAGAGAAAACUUCAUAGACCAGAACUCAGUCCAGCACUGCCAUCAAGAGUCUGUAGAGGAUGACGAGCCAGAUGUCCUCAUUAUUAAAGAGGAGAGACCUGACAGCAUGAGGUGUGAACAGUCAGAAAGAGAAACAGAGACUACUGAAAACCACGACACACAGUACGGGAGUGCAGGAGUUUUUGUAACAGUCCACAGAGAUAACUUCAUAGACCAGGACACAGUCCAGCACUGCCAUCAAGAGUCCAAUGGAAUGCAACCUGAUCUCCUUGAGGACGAUGAUAUUGGUGAAACCAGAAUGGAGAGACAUUGUGAUGGAGAUACAGGGACUAACCUGCAGCCUGUCCCUUCCUAUCCUUCAUGGGUUUCCAGGAGAUUUGACAGAACCACAAAUCAUGCCUCCUAUGCUGAAUCUGAAUGCAAUGGAGGACCUUCUGUGAAUCAGUGUUUGAUGUACAGAGGGAGCGCAGGUCCCACGUGUUCCUAUGCAACUCCAAUGGACUCUAAUGGCUUGUCUAUGUCUGAUAUGGAAGGCCAUUUAACACACGGCGAUGAAGGUAACGUCAUUUCUCAAUCCGAACGGUCCCCUUUCUCGCCGUGCUUUUCUUUCAAACAGUCAGACUCGCCUCUGAUGCAAAGGAAAGACAAGUUUAUGUGUAAACAUUGUGGAAAAGCAUUCUCUCAACCCAGCACUCUCCUCUUGCAUCAAAAACUUCAUAACAGGGAGAGGCUUCACCACUGUACACUCUGCGGUAAGCGAUUUAGUCAGGCAUCUAGUCUCAAAAGACACCAUAGCAUCCACAGAGGUGAAAAACCAUUCAGUUCAUGA